Molecule: messenger RNA, 618 nt
Organism: Suillus subaureus
Lineage: Eukaryota; Fungi; Basidiomycota; Agaricomycetes; Boletales; Suillaceae
Exons: 7
Coding region: 142-477 (111 amino acids)
Molecular function (GO): transmembrane transporter activity
Source: RefSeq, a predicted model, not a curated record
GGAUUUUUAUUUUAUUCGCUUACAAUCUUUAAUACUGGUUCUUUGACCGGAAGACUUACCGCUGGUGUUGUCUCCGCCUAUGUAGGCAUCCCGAAUACGGUCAUCGGCUGCUCAUUCAUAUCAUCUGCUGUAAUAUUUUCAAUGAUUGGCUUGCGAUCGGAGGCCAGCGUGGCGCUGAUAGGUGUUAGCUAUGGUUAUUUUUCUGGAAGUUUCAUAGCAUUAAUUUCCCCGUUGAUAUCAUAUCUGACCCCCGAAGACUCAGAUAUUGGUGCUCGAAUUGGAAUAUCAUUCGCGAUGUCUGGCAUUGGGUCACUCAUUGGUGCUCCGAUCUGUGGAGCUGUCCUGACCUCGCAUUACAUCUGGUGGAGGCCUGCUGUCUUAGCUGGGAGCAUCGCGGCUAGCGGAAGCAUUUUGUUCGUAUCCAUGCAGUUCCUAUUGAAGAUGCAUCAAAAGACUGCAAGCAAGGAAUCUGUUUGAUACGAUACUUCGAUCAUCUAGUCAACGGCGGCAUCUAUGGGAUGGAUGAUUGGACUGUUGUGUUUGGCCACUAUGGCGACUUCUUCUGUCUUUUCUCCGGAUCCGAAGUUCUCAGUACUCCUGUUCCUUCAAGUACUGUGG